Messenger RNA from Amorphotheca resinae ATCC 22711, 2949 nucleotides. RefSeq lists its product as hypothetical. Gene Ontology annotation, biological process: regulation of transcription by RNA polymerase II. The transcript has 3 exons. Bases 378 to 2594 code for a protein of 738 amino acids. The record is from RefSeq and is a predicted model, not a curated record. Gene Ontology annotation, cellular component: nucleus. Gene Ontology annotation, molecular function: DNA-binding transcription factor activity, RNA polymerase II-specific; RNA polymerase II cis-regulatory region sequence-specific DNA binding. NCBI's taxonomy places the organism in Eukaryota, Fungi, Ascomycota, Leotiomycetes, Helotiales, Amorphothecaceae.
GCUCAUUCUCCAUUGUUCAUGACCCAAAGAAUAUUCUUCAUUAUUCUUUCAUCAUCAUCAUCUUCUUUUCUUUUCUUGUCUUGUCUUGUCUUGUCUCUCAAUCGAACCCACUCGCUGUCCCCCGCGGACGAUCCUCCAGUCAAAAUCCGAAUUCUCAGCCUUCUGAGUACCCGGACGGGUACCCGUACCUGAUAUCAUCUUCCUGCUACUGGACGCUCUAAGGGUUUGCUCCCCGCGCAACCCACGGUUUUCUCUUCUUUCUGCAAAAUUUCCCCUUCCCGCCAGCCUUCUCUCUUCUCCAACCUUUGCAUCUUUUUUUCCCAUAUGGUCCAGCGUCGCUCGAAUCCUUGGAAUCUUCAACCUUGUGCUGCCCCGUCAUGGGCACCUUUCAGGAUCACCUCCGUACCGCCGCCGCCAUUUCCGGCAUGAAUAACACCCCUCAAUCCGUCUAUCAGCCGUCUCUGGCCUAUACCUCCUCGCCCUUCGACGACGAUGUCUGGCGGCGCAAUCUUCAGUUCCCGCCCGACGGUAUGCUUCGCUCUCACAAUGCGCCCGGCUUCUCAAUGUCCUCCCUCAUUAUGUCGCAUCCAAGCCAGAUGAAUGCCCCUCCUGCUCCUCCUCGAAGCCUCCCUUACGGGCUGGCAAACGGCCAAACCCACUUGCAGAGCGCAAUGGGCGCUCCAAAACGUGUACGAACCGCGAGAGAUCCUCAAGCUCCGCCUCCUGCGAAGCGCCAAAAAAAGAAUGCCCCGUUGGACGAGAAUCAAGAAUUUCAAGCGGCCCAUACUCUUGAUCAGAAUCAUGAUCAUAAUCAUGACCAACACUGGGCCAGCAGCUCGGUCUCCGAUACUCGUACCAGCCAAUGUUGCAGUAGUUGCUCUGAAGGCCUUCCCUGUCUGGAACCAGACUGUGGGGUCCGGAGAGAGGCUCUUGUUCCCUGUAGGAAACCGGAAUGCUCAAAACCAGUCUGUAUGAACCAGUGCCUUGGCGAGGCUAUUCAGCAAGGACAACCGGAAGAAGUCGUCCCAUCAUCGACAAGGCUUUCGAAUUGGGACUACUCUCCAUGGAACGCUCAAGCCUCGACACAGAUGUCCCAGCUCUCGCCCGAGAGCAGGAUCGAUCCGAAUCUCAUGGGGCGGGUUGAGGAGAUCCAAAGCGCAUCCGGCUCUUCUGUUCCCUCUACACCCUCGAUGGCCAACAAUAUGAAGAACACUUUUUCCCCAGCUGGGGCUCUGCCUACUCCUCAAUCUACGAGCGAUUCCCUGUCGCCAUAUACCAAUGAAUCGGGCCUGAUAUUAUCCGGCACCGGCACGCUCUUUGCCCCUCCUCCUGUUCAAUGGGGCUCGCGAUUUAUGGGGAGCUCAAAUGCUGGCAACGGCCCUUCGAUGCUCAAUUGUGCUUGGAGUGGAUGUCCGCAACCGCUUGUUAGCCAGCAGGAAUGGACUGAGCACAUCCACCGGGUCCAUCUAGACCCUCAGAUGACUUUCAAUUGUCCUAUGCCGACAGAAAAUUGCCCCCAGAGUAUCAAUUACAACCCCAUGCAUCAUCUGGAAAUAGAUCAUGGCUAUAACUUUUUCGAUAAUAACAAUUACAGCUGUCCAGCUCCGGAUUGCUCUCUAGAUCAGACCUUCCUGAACCCAGCCAUGCUUCACAACCAUUUCGACCAGGCCCAUGCCAUGCCAGCUUCAGGGGCGCUGCUUUGCCAAUGGAACUCCUGUGGUACCCUCUUUCCAGAUCAGCAUCAACUGCUCACUCAUCUCAACGAGGACCACCAAUUGCCGGACCUACGAUUAACCAAUACCGGGGCAGACUGCGCUACACACACUGAGAUGGUCCAAUAUCCCACUGCCAUUGCUGAUGACGAAUUGCCCGGAGACGAUGCGAACAAUCGCUGCAAGUGGAAGAUUGGAUUUGACCAUGUCUGUGGGGCAGUUUUCAAUACCGAGGAGGACCUCCAGAAGCACGUCAAAGAUGAGCAUCUGAUGUCGUUAAGCAAUAAAUCCGGCUAUUUCUGCCAGUGGGAGAACUGUGGUCGUCCGGCAAAACUAGGUGACAAGGCGGGGUUCUCACAACGAGGAAAACUGGAGCGGCACAUGGCAACUCAUACAGGCUAUAAAAUGUCCCGUUGUGACAUUUGCAACGAGGUAUUUUCAGCCCCUCAAUCCAUGAAACAGCAUCGACGUCUUCACACGGGGGAGAAGCCAUGGGAGUGUAAAUACUGCGGGAAAACAUUCCCACAACAGAGUGCACGCACCAUCCACGAACGAACCCACACGAACGAGAAGCCGUUGAAAUGCCCCUACCCCGGCUGCGGGGCCUGCUUCUCCGAAUCCUCCAACCUCGCCAAGCACCGCAAGACGCACGGCGAGGAAGGCGUCCACAUCUGCAAGUUCCCCGGCUGCGUCAAGAAGUUCCACCGCCUGGAUCAGCUGAAGCGCCACCAGUCCAUCCACCGCAAGGCCUCGUCGAACGAGCCCGGCGCCGGAUCCUCGUCGACGGGCUCUGUCAAGACGGAGACGGAGGGCAGCGAGGUCGGGUUCGCAGCCUCGGAGGUAUCGUCGACUCCGCCUUCUGAUAUUGCUGGCGGGGAGUGAGUGAGCGUCACUGGGGAUCGAUCACUGGAGAUUUAGUUUUUUUUUCUUUUUCGUUGUAGCCGGCGGGUAGUAGCUGGGUUUUGGAGGCUUUCUUUUUUCUUUUUGUCAUCAAUCAUCAUUAUUAUCCUUGUAGUUCAUUAGGUACUGCAAUAUAUAUACCCCGGCGUCCGGAUUCUUCAUCUUCUUCAUCUCCCUUUCUUUCCUCUCGUCCCUCUCUUUCCCAAGCUCUCUCCAUCCAUCCAUCCAUCCAUCUAUCUCUCAAAACAAAAGCACAGGACAGGACCUACCUACCUAAAAAGUCCACCAUCCCAUCCCAUCCAUCCAUCCCAUCCAUCCCUCUCUUCUCUGCCUGUCC